GGGUCGAAUUCCUCUGAUUACUAGGUUGAAUAGAAACCUAAUGUCAAUUUCAAUAUGGCGUAUCUUGUACGACGUCUUGUCCUCCAGCGUUUGUUAACUACAAACUCAAAGAUAUUUUCAGAGACUGGUCUCAAGUGCCAAAGUACAAGUAGACUACUGCAUACACAGAGUACCAUCAUAAACAAUAAAACGAAUCAUGUAUCCUGUCAUGUGACCAAAAUUCCAUCCAAACGAUUCCAUUUAUCGACGUACUUGAAAUGUGAGGCGGAAGAGAAAAGUGCUUUACAGGAGAGAUAUGGAAAAGAGUGUGUGGUCUUGCCAUUACCGUUUGCCAUGAUUAAGGACAUACAAUAUAUUCAGAAGCAGCUGGUCCGUUUAAGUUUUAAAUAUGAUGUCGGGUUCAAAAUUGACAGCAAAGGUGAAAAUCCACACAUAAAACUGUUUGCAAAAACCAAGGAGCAGGUGGAAAAUGUGGGCCAGUUGGUGCCUCAGAUAUUGGAUGAAUUGAAAAAUAAAAACUUGAAGUAUUCAAACCAAUUGCAUAAACGAGUACGAAUUCCAUAUGUCCCAAAGAAAUUUUCCUCAAAGGUAGUGAACAAAGCUCUCGUUUCCAAAAACUUGGGCGAUGUGGAGGAGAAAACAGGGUGUACUAUCAUCCAUAGGAAGACCUGGUCACAUCCUUGCAUCAUGAUUUAUUCCAGAGAUGUUGAUAAAUUGGAGGAGGCAGAAAAAUUGGUGGAAAAAUUACUUGACGAAACGUUACAAAGAUUGCUGUCAUGUGAGGUAUUACAGUUACCAUUUCCUGACAACUUGCCAACCAAUUUUGAACCAGCAAUCAUUUUAAGGCGAUCAGAGGACAUGAGAAACACUUUUAAAGAAUACGAGAAGAAACUGUUUGUUCAUGUGACAGUAUCCUCAGAGGUACCCAGUAGGCGAUGUUUCGAAAUAUUUGCAGAUACUCGAGAAACAGCAGAAAAAGUAAAAGAACUGAUUACCAGGGUUGUAGAUGAGGAGGCCAAAUCAUUUCAAAACCAAUACAGCGAGAUCCUUCAUAUUCCCGCCAAUGAAAAACUGUGGAAUUAUCUAAAACAGACACUUUUGAACAUAAUUAGAGAUAAAUACCCAUCGGUUUCUUUUCAUCAUAAUCUCUUUGAUCUGAAGAAAAUGCAUCCUGAUGCUUCAAUUCCUUCACAAUAUUUCAUUAGUGGAGACAAUCCAGAAGAUGUUAAGAGAGUUGUGGAGAUGUUAAGAAUGGUAGUUGACAAUGAAUGAAUAAAGUUUACAAAUUUU
This is a messenger RNA of Ostrea edulis (European flat oyster), 1290 nucleotides long. RefSeq lists its product as uncharacterized. NCBI's taxonomy places the organism in Eukaryota, Metazoa, Mollusca, Bivalvia, Ostreida, Ostreidae. The record is from RefSeq and is a predicted model, not a curated record. The transcript is spliced from 2 exons. Bases 55 to 1272 code for a protein of 405 amino acids.